Messenger RNA from Electrophorus electricus (electric eel), 1572 nucleotides. RefSeq names its product F-box and leucine-rich repeat protein 22 (gene fbxl22). NCBI's taxonomy places the organism in Eukaryota, Metazoa, Chordata, Actinopteri, Gymnotiformes, Gymnotidae. The record is from RefSeq and is a predicted model, not a curated record. Gene Ontology annotation, molecular function: protein binding.
GCCUGAGAAGGAGUCAUGUAUCCAGGCCACACAGAUCAGACUGCAGCCCCACUACUGCCCUUGUUCUGGGUGUGCGUCAACAGGCCAGCUUUCAGCCUGGGCCAGAGAGGCCUCUGCACUAUUUUCUUUUACUUUUCUCCCUCUGUAUUCACUUUGGCAUGCAGCUCACCGAUCUUAACCAAGAGUGCUUAGUGCAUCUUUUCUCUUUCCUGGAUAAGGACACUCGGUGGAAUCUGUCUCUGACCUGCAUGCGCCUCCGCGAAGCGUUCCUGGACCCUCAGCUGUGGUCACUCCUCCAUUUUUGUUCCCCUUGUGAGCUGAGGAGAAAUAACUUCAUUCUGAGCCCAUCUCUGAGGUACUUGAACAUAUGCUGGCAUUCCAGCAGGGUCAAAGUGUGCAACAUAGAAUACUGGAUGAAGACAACAUUCCAGAGGGACCUUUGCAGCAAGCACGAGAGCCUGGUUAGCCAUUUUCUGGAGCGUGUAUGCAACAUAUGUCCAAACCUGCUGUCCCUGACCCUGUCCGGCUGCGGACACGUCACGGACCGUGACAUCAUAAGUGUGCUCCGGCACUGCACAUGGCUGCAGGGGCUAUUCCUGGAGAACUGCUGCCAGGUGACGGAUGCUGUCCUGCAUGCCACGCUGGCCCAUGGCAGUGCCCUGCAGGAGCUGAGGGUGGACUUCUGCAGGAACAUCACCCAAGCAGGACUGCAGGCCAUCAGGGAGAGGAGGCCCGGGCUGAGGCUGAGCGCUGAGCGCAGUGCAGGAAUGAUUCCGGACAGCCAGCCUGAACGGAGGCUGCAUAGCAGAAGGGCUUUGCAAAAGGUCCUCAUAUUUUCCUGAGGGGUGUGGCAUCUGGGUUCAUUCACAGAAGGCAAGAUGGAGAACAUUUUAAUCAGCUCUGCUGUGGUGCUGUCAGCUGAUAUUACUUUUAACUUUAAGAAAAACAUUUUCAAAAGAAUUUCAAUUUCAGGAAGAUUGCAAGUGUUUUUUUUCUGUUUUUUAAUUUUUAAUUUAAAAAAAUAUAUUUGUUAUUUUAUUAUGUUGAUGUCACUGUAUCUUUAAAGAUAAGGUAAAAAAAAGUUUCUAUCUUACAUUUUGUUUUAAAUAUGUCAAGGACUAUUAAAGUUUUUUCUACCAGGCAUUUUUAAUGAGUCUUUCAGAGAUGUGUUUCUGGUGUUUCGGUAACUUUUCCAUGCAUACAGUCCAGAGCUUUUUUUCUGCGAAAGAAAAAGACGUUAUCUUACACUGUAAAACUCCACAGUGAUCCUGCUCAUGGUUUAAAUAUAUACCAUUUAUAAAAUUGCGUAGCGUAUGAUGAUUCCAAAAGCAAAAGGAACAUUUCCAGUGUUGAGGUGGCUACAAAUGAGAUGAAAGGUUCACUCGAAUAAUUUUAUAUUUGUUAUUGUUUCUCGGACUUCUUGUUUUUUUACUUUGCCAUAUAGAACAUGAAUCAAUAUUUUCCUCACCCACUUCACAGAAAUGUAAUUUACAAGAAUUUUAAGCUAUUGGGUUUUUUAAUUAAUGAUUAGUAUGUGGUUAAUAAAGGUGUUUAAUAAAAUAAAUAUGUGAA